AUGGCCGCUCGGGUCCUAAAUUUCCCCAUGAUCGUUAUGUCGACCGUGUGGUUAAUUCCGGAGUCUCCUCGUUGGCUCUUGACGAAAGGCGAAGUCGGAAAGGCUCACGGUGCGUUGCUUCGUUUACGCUCCGGAACCUUGAGCCCUGAAGAGAUCGAAUCUGAAUUCGCCGACCUCCAACUUGCCCUUCAAAUGGAAAAAGAGCAGGGACGAUACAUUGAGAUAUUCCAGGGUAUCAACAGGAAGCGGACUGCUAUUAUUGUGGCACUUAACUUCCUGCAGCAGGCAACGGGCCAAGCGUUUGCAGGCUCCUAUGGCGCUAUCUUUGUGCGGAGCAUUGGAACCGUCAACCCUUUCAACAUGACCAUCAUUAAUGCAUCAGUCAACCUGCUGAUGUGUGGCGUCUCACUGUUUCUCAACGACCGGGUUGGCAGACGGCCAUUGCUCAUGGCUGGCGCAGCCUGGCAGGCAGCUGCCAUCAUAACCAUGGGUGGCUUAGGUACUAUCAGCAAUCCGUCAGUCGCUGUCAAGAAGGCCACAGUCGCGAUGCUGCCGCUCUUUGGCGGUGGCUUUUGCCUGGGAUGGGCACCUCUAGUAUAUGUUGUGACGACUGAAGUGACGUCGCUCCAUCUCCGGGACGCAUCCCAGCGUACUGCUGCCAUUGUUAACGUUGUCACUGCGUUUGCCGUCAACUUCUCCAUUCCUUACCUCCUCUUUGACCCUGUGAAUCUCGGCAGUCGCUUGGGAUUCAUCUUCGGCGCGGUUGCAGUCGUGUCUGUAUGCUUCACGUGGCUGUUUGUCCCCGAGUGCAAGGGCAAGUCCUUGGAGCAGAUUGACCUUAUGUUCAACCAAGGCGUUCCCCUCCGUCGUUUUGGGUCUUACAAACCAGCGGAUGUCGAAUUCGUCGAGGUGGAAGCAAAGCACGACGAUUAG
Verticillium nonalfalfae is the source of this 933-nucleotide messenger RNA. RefSeq lists its product as uncharacterized. Gene Ontology annotation, molecular function: carbohydrate:proton symporter activity. The coding region runs from base 1 to 933 and encodes 310 amino acids. The transcript has 5 exons. Gene Ontology annotation, cellular component: membrane. NCBI's taxonomy places the organism in Eukaryota, Fungi, Ascomycota, Sordariomycetes, Glomerellales, Plectosphaerellaceae. Gene Ontology annotation, biological process: carbohydrate transport; transmembrane transport. The record is from RefSeq and is a predicted model, not a curated record.